CGAGAAGCCUCGCUUGCUUUCAUUCUGGGCGGAAUUUACUACCACACCACCCGAUGUGAAUAGAUAUUCCAACAUCGGCUCUUUCAUUUGGACAUGGAAGGCAAAAUGUGGUAUGCUCGGCAUGCCACUCAGCUGACCCCAUUGUGCGCUAUUUUGUUGACUUGAUUUCGGUCAUUCAGCCCAGGGCCACCAAAAAAAACUAUUCUAAUUUAUGUCCGCUUGAAGGCAACAUGUCAAUGAACAAGAGCCCAUUUGUAUAAACAGGCCAUCGCAGCCAUGUACAAAUACGCAGAGGACAUUUCUCUUUUUCACUCCAACCCCCUCUCGAAUAGCUGUGUCUGUCUGCAUAUAUAUUUUCUUGCAACCAUACAAUAUGUACAUUACAUAUAUGCUAUACAUGAUUGUUGCCACGUGUGUCUUUGCACGCCCCAUGCCGCAAAAUACGGCCAAAGGCGCGGCAAAAUACCCUGGAGGAUACCCGUGGGACAUGGUCCAGCACCCAGUGCUCUGCGACCCGAGUGUGCAGCAGAGCAGCGGAUACAUCAGCGUCUCCAGCCGUACCAAACACCUAUUCUACUGGUUCUUUGAAUCACGCACACCCUCACACAGCAACACCCCGGUGAUUCUCUGGCUGAACGGCGGGCCGGGAUGCAGCUCCAUGACUGGACUUUUGACAGGAAUCGGGCCCUGCCGCGUUACUUCGGACGGACACAGCACGACUUGGAAUCCGUUUGGGUGGAACAAGGACGCGCAUUUGCUGUUUUUGGACCAGCCGGCGAACUCUGGAUAUUCGUAUGGCGCCAAUGUCACCAGCACGUGGGAUGCGGCCAGCGAUGUGGCAGAGUUCUUGCAGACCUUCUACCAAAAGUUUCCGCAGUACCGGGGCCCCUUGCAUGUGAUGGGCGAAAGCUACGCAGCCCACUACGUGCCGGCCAAUCGCCGCCCAGCUGCUUCUGGACAGCAACACAUACACGCCGUUGACGAGCAUUGCGGUCGGCAAUGGGCUGUUUGAUAUUGCCAGGCAGUUUGCGUUUUUGCCACAGAUGGCCUGCAAUUCCACCGUAUGCGACACAGCUCUCGGACGCGCAGUGCCUACAGAUGCAGGACGCAAACAAGUUGUUCAUGAGCGUGCUAAAGACUCACCAGAAUAGCCCAAAUGUGAGCUCUGUAGAGGAUGCAACACGCGCUGCGUAUAAUAUAUUGCAGCCGUACGAAGACGCUGGCGGG
Molecule: messenger RNA, 1227 nt
Organism: Linderina pennispora
Lineage: Eukaryota; Fungi; Kickxellomycota; Kickxellomycetes; Kickxellales; Kickxellaceae
Exons: 1
Coding region: 374-1012 (212 amino acids)
Biological process (GO): proteolysis
Cellular component (GO): fungal-type vacuole
Molecular function (GO): serine-type carboxypeptidase activity
Source: RefSeq, a predicted model, not a curated record